Messenger RNA from Ostreococcus tauri, 642 nucleotides. Its product is annotated as Surfeit locus 1/Shy1. Bases 1 to 642 code for a protein of 213 amino acids. The transcript has a single exon. NCBI's taxonomy places the organism in Eukaryota, Viridiplantae, Chlorophyta, Mamiellophyceae, Mamiellales, Bathycoccaceae. Gene Ontology annotation, cellular component: membrane. The record is from RefSeq and is a predicted model, not a curated record.
AUGGAGCGCCGGGCGGAGGCGCUCGGACGACGCGUGGAGGCGUCGAGGGCUGGCGACGCGGCGACGCGGACGCGGACGACGGUCGUCGGCGAGUUGGAGUGCGAGCGCACGGCGCGCGUCGGGCCUCGAGCGCGAAGCGUGCGAGGGGUGACGACGUCUGGGGCGCUCAUCGUGACCCCGGUGCGAUUGAGAGGGUCGAGCGGUGGGGGAUGGUUCGGGAGGCGGACGCGGGACGCCGGCGCGAGCGAACGCGUCUUGCUCGUCCGCGGUUGGGCCCCGGAGAGCUGGGAGGACGCCAAAGGCGGGGCGUGCGCGAAGACAGAGGGGGUGACGCACGUGAGCGAGCAAAAGGGGACGUUCACGCCGGAGAACGACGCGAAAAGUGAUCGAUGGUUUUGGUUGGACGCGCCGGCGAUCGCCGAGUCGAGAGGUUUGCCGAGGGAGACGCCUCUAAUCAUGGCGACGCGCAGGGGAGGUGACGACGCGCAGUACCCGAUCGCGGUGAGCGAGGAAGAGUUGAUGCAAUUUCCCGUAUCCCCGGAGAAGCACAUGGGGUACGCACUGACGUGGUUUACGCUCUCGGCGUUCACCACGGCGCUCGCCGUGGCGAGAAUACGCAAAAACGUUGGACACAGAUUUUAG